Messenger RNA from Agrilus planipennis (emerald ash borer), 1672 nucleotides. Its product is annotated as FAS-associated death domain protein-like. Gene Ontology annotation, molecular function: protein binding. The transcript has 2 exons. The record is from RefSeq and is a predicted model, not a curated record. The coding region runs from base 400 to 993 and encodes 197 amino acids. Lineage: Eukaryota; Metazoa; Arthropoda; Insecta; Coleoptera; Buprestidae. Gene Ontology annotation, biological process: signal transduction; regulation of apoptotic process.
UAACAAAAAUAAUUUUCAUUUUGAUAGUAAUUUUUAUAAGUCAUUGUCUUCUUCUCCUACUUGUUAAUAAGGAUAUAAGGAUACUAGACGAUUAAAAACAUUGAGCUUUUAAACCAUUUUAAAAAUAAAUAAUUUAACAAUUUUAAGCGGGAAAGCCCCCACCUAUAAUGUUUCUGUUGGCAGCAUUACCACUAUUCAGUUGGAUUCAUGAUCGUAUGAAGUUGUCUGAUGUUUAUAUCCUUAUCUAUGAUUGAGUGGAAGUAUGUGUAAUACUGGAGUGCAUACGAAGAAAAGUUUAGUUGUUACUAAUUAUUAUUUUGUACAGUUCUGGUUCAUAAAUUCCGUAUCAGGAAUCGUAUGGGUUUGUUUUUGAUGUCUAAAGCAUUGUUUUAGUAGAUCAUGACAAAUAAAGAUCUAGAAUUCGAAAUUUUAAAAAGAGACUUUAUCAACAACUGUAAUUGUAACGAAAAGCAAUUACAAAGUCUUAAAGAGAAAUACUCCAAAAUUAUUAAUUCUACAAGACAAACUGAUAAAAUAAACAAUAUAUAUAAAUUAAUAUAUACUCUUGAAAAGAGAAAUAUUAUCAGCGAAGAUAAUGUAAAUGUUUUGCUAGAAAUAACAGAACAUUUACAUCAGUAUCAUUUGAAACCCAAGAUUUUACAUUAUACAAAGACACACCAUCCUGGUUCUACUUCAAUAUUCCCUGUACCAUCUACCAAUUUAGAAGAGCGUAUACAUUCUCUUAUAGCUGAAGAUAUAGGACACUCAUGGAAAGACUUUGCAAGACAGCUUGAUGUCAAGGAAGGUCAAAUAGAUGCUCUGGAAGAUCAAUAUCGUUCAAUUUCAGAUCGUGUUCAUAAAAUUUUGAUUAUGCACAAAAAUACAUGUGAGAAAAGAAAAUGGCAGUCAACAUUAUUGAGAGCCUUAUCUAAGGCAAGACGUAAUGAUUUGCAAGAAAAAGCUCAACACAUAUUUGAUACACACAAUGAAUAAAGUUUAACUUUGAAUAAAUAAGAGGAGAUAAAGGAUAAUACUGUAAUGCUUGUUGCAACAAAUAUGAAACAUCAUUGUGAUAAAAAAAACAGUCAUGUCUUUAAAUGUUCUUCAAUAUUCUAGUCGUUCCAUAUAUCUGGUUGAUGAAAGGUGAAAAACUAAGAGUCAAAACAUCCUGAGUGAUUUUGAAUUUUUUUAUGUGCUUCAUAUUUUCUACCUCUGGGAAAAAAUUUACUAUGGUACCUGAAUAAAAUUACUGGAUGUUUCAAACCUUUGUCAAAUUGCCUAAUUAUCUGGGUAAUUUUUUCAUUUGUAUCUGUGACAACAAAUGAGUUACAAAUAGACUUUUAGAUGAAAAUUGUAAAAAAAAACAACUACACCUAUUAAGGUUCAUUUAACAUUAAUGGGGCUGCUUUAAAUAGCCUCUGAGCCUUUUAUUUUCUCGUUUUCAACCAAUGCCAUUUCCUAGGAUCCCCUUUAUCUCUCAUAUAAACUUAAUUAAGGUAUUGUACAGAAAACAUUCAAUCAUGAAACAUUAUAGAUGAAUCAUACAAAUGUUACAACUCGAUAAGUACCAGUUUUGAAUAUUUUGUGUACUAAACAUUUAUAAGUUGUGCCUGCAGUAUCUCUAGUCUGUUAUUACAUAUUUAUGAUAAUUUAUUAAAGUGUUUAUUUACUA